UAACUCACGAACAAGAACAAUUACUUAAUAUUGAUUAUAAGAAAUUGACAGUCCAAAAAAAUUUGAAUGAUGAACUUGAACGAGAAAUUAGACUUCGUCAACAGCUUAAAUCAUUAUGCAAUUCAGAAACUAAUAUGCUAGAAUAG
Molecule: messenger RNA, 146 nt
Organism: Racocetra persica
Lineage: Eukaryota; Fungi; Glomeromycota; Glomeromycetes; Diversisporales; Gigasporaceae
Source: the annotation of a GenBank genome assembly